Gongylonema pulchrum is the source of this 1152-nucleotide messenger RNA. The record is from the annotation of a GenBank genome assembly. Lineage: Eukaryota; Metazoa; Nematoda; Chromadorea; Rhabditida; Gongylonematidae.
AUGUGGCGAUGCGUAGAACGGUUGUAUUAUUUCUUCAAAUCGGUGAGCACCACAGUGCCCAAAUCCAAUUAUGAUAUCCAAGAAGGGCAACGCCGGAUUGGCGAAUGCCCACUUCAGUUCACUGUUCUUCCGAAGCUACUGGCUCAGAUGCACCGCUUAAGCAACAGCGAAUUACUAGAGUUGCAGAGGACUUGUGGCCGGAGCACGAAGUUAGACGAAACAGUGUCCGCCAAGCAACCACAUUUCAAACUAGCAUUCGCCAACGAAGCACAAAUCGGCGAUUUUCCAUGGGCUGUUCUUCUGGAAAGCCGAAUUCAAAAACCAGAGAGUUCAAGCCCGAGCAAGGAGGUAAGCACGUGUACUGGUGUGCUCAUAUCACGCUGGCAUUUCCUGUCUGCAGCGCAUUGCCUGGAAAUCAACGAUCGAGGCUUGGUAAACGUGAAUGUGAUGCGCGAUCAUCAAGUAAUGGCUGGCAGUCCUUGUGCGUACGAUGUGACCAGACUGGGCAGGCAAGAUGACUGUCGGUACAAUACGGCGCGACUAGCAAAGAAGUUGAAAACGAGGUCGUUUGUCGUCACGGAGGCAUCAAUUCGUGAUCAAAUCGUCUCGGUACUCCUAUUCUGCACUAAAUUACAAUACAGAAAGCCAGACAAAGAAGAACAGUGUGCACUAAGCAAUCAUGCCGCUUCUUUUAAAAGCAUGCCCUCUUCAACGCCUUUCAAAGCAGGACAGUACAAAUUCACAGUGCCAUUUUCGGACGUUGUUCUAUUCGAACUGGACGAACCUGUUGAUGUUUAUGACAGCUCCAUAAAGCCAAUAUGCCUGUCGUUAACCUACGACGUAUUUUUACAAACUGUUCAAGUAUUUGGUUUUGGAGUGACAGAAAAAUCAAAAAAUAAUGUGCGUUUGCAUUAUUUCACGGACCAUGUGUUGGGAGUGGCCGAGACGCUUUGCGAUACCUUCCUGAAAAUUGCCGACUGCAGCCGGAUGAUUGUGUGGCAAAGUAAUCCGGGCGAACCACGAUCCGCUUGCCACGGUGAUAGCGGCGGCGGCUUGUCGACUUUGCAAGGAGGGAGAUAUUAUUUACAAGGCCUUAUAAGUGUCGGGCAAACGUUUUGUGACAUCCGAAAGUCAAACACAGUAAUAUCUUAA